Psammomys obesus (fat sand rat) is the source of this 4121-nucleotide messenger RNA. RefSeq names its product Ly6/neurotoxin 1 (gene Lynx1). NCBI's taxonomy places the organism in Eukaryota, Metazoa, Chordata, Mammalia, Rodentia, Muridae. The transcript has 5 exons. The coding region runs from base 404 to 754 and encodes 116 amino acids. The record is from RefSeq and is a predicted model, not a curated record.
CAGCGGUGUGAGCUGGAACUGCGGGUCGGUUGUCGCCGCGGUGCCUACCCGGCUUGGGAUGCGGUACAAACGCUGCGCGAAGUGUGCACGGACGCACAGCCAGAAGGCGAGAGGGACCUGGGAGCGGCCACGGCAGGAGCCGGCUCGAGUCUGUCGGCAGGGAGGAGAAUAUUGGUCCACGUCCCCGCAACAGUCCCAAACACCAGACCCAGUCUGUGGAGCUCUGGCUUGGGCAAGCUUCGUCAUCUGGCAUGCAUCCGAAGAGCCUUUAGGAUUGCUUUACCACUAGGAGGCCAAGAGCUCAGGCAGGGCUUCUGGGCGCUGCAUCUUCCCAAGCCUGAGUUGGAUCCAGGACCAGCUGCUGUCCACCUGUUCACUCCCACGCUAUCCUCACAUCUCCAUCAUGACACCCCUGCUCACAGUGUUCCUGGUGGCUCUGAUGGGCCUGCCCGUGGCCCAGGCUCUGGAGUGCCACGUGUGUGCCUACAAUGGAGACAACUGCUUCAAACCCAUGCGCUGCCCAGACAUGGCCACCUACUGUAUGACCACCCGUACUUACUUCACGCCAUACCGGAUGAAGGUGAGGAAGUCGUGUGUACCCAGCUGCUUUGAGACCGUGUAUGAUGGCUACUCCAAGCAUGCAUCUGCCACCUCCUGUUGCCAGUACUACCUCUGCAAUGGGGCUGGCUUUGCUACCCCAGUGACCUUGGCCCUGGUCCCGGCACUCCUGUCCACCUUCUGGAGCUUGCUGUAAAGUUCUGUCCCCCCGGGCAGAUCCACUCAGACACAAAGCUCUUCAAAGACUCAGUUGCACCCUCUCACCCAUUCACUCCACCCAACCCCCUUCCCUCUGAGACUCCUCAGCCACAAAGAGGUCCCAUGGCUGUCUACAAAAGGACUGAUGGCAUCCAGAUACCUCACUCCAAGGUCAUACCUUUUCCAUUUUCAGAAGGCUGAUAUGUGGAUCUAAACCUCUGUAAUGUGCCUGGCUGUGGGUGGGGCAGGCUGGUCCCCUCCUCUACCCAGGAUCAGGGGCAUCUGGGAGAGUGCUGUUGAUGGGGGUGGGGGGGUCAUCUUUCGGUCAAGGUACACUGAUUUGAUGGAACUGGUGGCCAAACUCCACCUUCAUAGCAUCAGGACCCUGCCUCGGUCUACCCACCAGAGGAUAGCUCUGCUGGAGGGGAUCACGAACUGGCUAGAAGCAUAGACAGGCUCAGCAGGGCUGUCUCCUACUAAGUCGAGCUGCUGCCCAGGGCAAGUGUGAGAUGGAAGCCAUGUGAGGAAGCCUUUUGCCAUUUCCACCUAUCUCAGGAACUCUGCCAGACCUGGCGUCAGGACAGCCCUUGGCCAAGGGUAGCUAGCAAUGGCUUCAUUUCCAUAGUCCACUGAGAUCCCUCCAGCUGCAGAUCAGCGGGCCCCCUUGACCCCCACUAUAUCCCCUUGAGGCUGGCAGGGACAUGAGAGCAGGUGGCCCGUGCUAUAUUUUGUCUGGCCUGUACACUGGACAGAGCUAUUCUGGGCAUGGCGGGAAGGGGGUAGAGGCAGGUCACAGCAGGCUGGUGGGGUGACUAAGACAGGGAAGCAGACUUCAGCCAGUUCCCCAGGUCCUGCAGGCAGCUCCUGUGGUCCUUCAGUCUCUUGGUAAAUUAUGGGGAGGCAAAUGUACAGGGAGCCAGCCCAAGUCCCAGGUCAUUUGUGGCUGAAGACUGCUGGCAGUCAAGACUCCAGAGAACCCAGCCCAAUUGGUGUCUCCAGGAGACACCAAUCAACCUUUCAUACUGUUUAGUUGGCCCAGGGAGCCUUACCCUUCACUCUUACUAGUACCCCAACUCAUGUGCCACUGGGGAAACUUCUAAAGCUGGCCCAGCCCAGGGGUCAGGAUGCUGGCCAUGUCUGUGGUCACCACAUCUUGAGUGCUUUUUCUCAGGUCCCACCCCCACCCCGGGCUGUAGGAUCUCAGGACACAGAGGCCCGUCUUUUAGGACCUUCCCUCCUGUUCUCAGGCAGACCUGAGCUCUGUCUGCUGCUGGAACUCAUUGGUUUUCUGCCUCAGUUUCUUCCUCUGAGGACAUGCCGCCGGAGGAUUGGGGAGGUGGGGGAGGAUCCUGCUGAUGGACUUUCCCAGACCCUCAGGAAUAGGAACUGUAAUAAGGAACUGUGCAGCCUAUUACAAAGGUGAAUUGAGUGGGAAAUGGCCUGGGGAUGAAAAGACAUUUGAUUGUCUACAGGGAAGAGGAGCCUCAUGGGAAGCCAGGAAGUGGUAGGGAGGAACACAAGUGCAUACGUGCACAUAGUGGCUACCGAGCCCAAAACGCAGGAUGCUGAGAGGAAGCCAAUGCUGCCCCGACCUGAGCUUGCAUAGAACCCCCCCCCCCCCCCGCCACGAGCAAGCAGCCAGCAUUGAGACUGACCUAUGGAAGCCACAGGGCACUGGCAAAGAGAGUCAGAGGCAGGCCCCUGACUCAGUGGGUGAGGCCUGGGAAACAUUAUCCUGUUACCCUGCUUGUGCAAGUCCAUUGUUCCCAGUCAAGUGGCAUCCUGGGCCAAAAAUGGGAGGAGCCCGAGACCAGGUCCUCCCUCCCACCACAAGGCACAGGGGAGAGGGAGAGGUGGGAAUGCUGCAGCAUUGGGGCAGUGUCUCUCUCUCAUGACACCAACCAGACAAGGCCCCACACUGCCACCCAGCCCUCCAGGGAGCACUGUGCCUAGCUAACCUGCCCUUGGGGCUUAGCACAGAGCCCCAGAAGGUGCUCAAUUAGUACAGGACCAAGCCUGCCAGUGAGAGGUGCAGAUGAGGGGAACAGUGCCAGAUGGGCCUGUCCUGAAUCCCAUCUGGGGUGCUGUGAUGAACAUCUGUCCAGUCCGCUGCAGGUGGCCAUGCACACUCCACAGGAGUUCUGCAAAGUGUAUGGGGGUGGUCACUAUUGCGCCCUUUGACAGGUAAAGAAACUGAGGCACAGAGGAGUGAGGCACUUAGUUUUCCUGGGCCAUUUGGCCUCCUCAUCUUUCCAGGACCAACUCAUUCUACUAUGGAUGCUGUUCCAACAGCCGGGGGUUCUCUGAGGCUAUUCACACUCGGGAUGACAGCAGUUUCACAAACCAGAGAAUUUCAGAAUGUAGUGCUGUAAGGGCGUGUGAAUUGGAAACCUUAGAAGGAAAAACAAGAACUGAAGGUUUGAGGAGCUGAGGGGUAGGCCAGGGGAGGCCAGCCCUGUGUGUGGAGACAGAGAGUGAGGGAGCAUGGGAUGGAGAGGGAAAAAGAAGAGCAGAGUAACGUCAGCCAUCACGAGCUGACCCUGCCUUUGUCAGGGACUAGGGCUCAAGGCAGCGGGUGUUUUCACACGGGGAUACACAGUAGGCAUGGCGUCCAGAGCGGCUGGCAGUGGUUGUCGGUAGGUUGGUAGGUUGCAAUCUGGGAGGAUCUUGGAAGUCACCGGAGAGAGGCUGCUUGAUGGGACAACGAUACCAUGGAGUGUGAUUUGGUGAAACCAGGACAGCACGUGAAGCCAAAACACACUUCAGAGCGGAGUGAGGUGUCCGGUCUGGCCCGCUAGAGAGAAGCCGUCAGGUGGGAGUCGUGCUCUGCCACUGUCUCUGUGAUUGGCUCUCCCCAAAAGCAUAUAAGGAGAAGUGGGGGCUGGGGAGCAGGGCACCUGUGUCUUCGUCUUCUGUGGCAAGCAUUGGGGUUCCCAUUCUGAAACUCUAGAAAGAUUUCCAGGGGUAGGGUGGCCCCUCGCCUCGGUCUUGGCUACUUCCUGGCAAGCACCGUGGCAAUCCCGCAGCACUGCGUGCCCUAGGCUCCUCAAGCACAGGCUCAUGUUCCAGCCAUCUCAUUGGUGAAAUGACGAUGACAGUACCCGCUCGGCUGGCUCUUUGAAGCCAGUGCCAAGCCUUGGGUCGGCACAGAGGAGGCCCCCAAAAAUGCAUGGGAUACAUGACACCUGGCACUUCCCUUGAUCGUGUCUCUGCCAACCCUAAGCCCUCACCCAGCAAAAAACAUGAAAUCCACUUUUAUGCCACUGCUUCCUUUCCCCCAGCCAGUCCCCUGCACCUAUAUUCAGAGUGGUCCUGUCAAUGCCGAUGUCCACCACCACUGAAUGAAUAAACAAACGAAGGACAUG